Messenger RNA from Gadus morhua (Atlantic cod), 2921 nucleotides. Its product is annotated as germ cell-specific gene 1-like protein. Gene Ontology annotation, cellular component: plasma membrane. The transcript has 6 exons. The coding region runs from base 642 to 1985 and encodes 447 amino acids. The record is from RefSeq and is a predicted model, not a curated record. NCBI's taxonomy places the organism in Eukaryota, Metazoa, Chordata, Actinopteri, Gadiformes, Gadidae.
ACAGAAGGAGGAGGAGGGGGAGUUCAUGAGGUCUGCAGGCUAACCCCGCGACCCUUGGCCAUGAAUUAGCGAGGGAAAUCCUUGCUAAGGCGUGGCCGUUGAUCUGUGAUCAGGAGGGAAACCGCUGGACUUCCCCUUUUAAUGACUGCAUAAUCGCCGCAGCAACGCCAAGGCAUCAUCGCACUGAGGAGGAGCGAGCGCACGGACAGCUUCUGAGGCUUCUACCGACAACCCACUGGGCGAGGAAGUCUGCGUCGUAUGGACAGGGAACCGUGCUUGAACCGCGCUGGAACCCUGCUCUACCAGAAGCCUGCUCUAGAACCCUGCUCUAGAACCCUGCUCUACCAGACUAGACCUUGAGCUGCGUUCCUUCUCUUCUUGUUUUCUCUGAACUCUGAACUCUGAGACUUGAAGGUUAAUGAUGACGGGACAGAGAGCGAUAUUUGAUGGAUCUGAUUGGCUGAAGCUGUAGCCUGCUAGGCUGUCCAAGGAUACAUCCUAAGACCUUUACCCAUCACUAUCAUUCCUCUCCCUCUCCCCCCCUCUUUCUGUCUCUUCCCCUCACUGUCUCUCUCUCUCCUUCCCUCUCUCUCUCUUGAUCUCCAUCUCUGUGUCUCUCUCUCUCCCACCCAGCCGUCACAAUGCUUGAGAACAUGUCCCGGCGUGGGCGGUCCCUGGUGUCUCUGUCUCUCACCUCAUUGGCCCUCACGCUGUCCGUCAUGGCCUUCUGCACCUCCUAUUGGUGCGAGGGGACGCACAAGGUGGUCAAGCCCCUCUGCCUGUCCCCUGUCAAGAUGAAGAACUGUGGACAGAACAUCAGCCAGCCCUACACCACAGAGACCCCCACCCCGGACCCCCAGGGCCCCCUCCCCAACGGGACACUGUCGCCACGGCAGCGGGAGGAGGCAGCGCGUCUGCGUCAGAAGGCCCUAGCCAACGCCGUCCACUACCUCUGGGAGACGGGCGAGGACAAGUACAUGCUGCGCUACUUCCACACGGGCUUCUGGCACUCCUGUGAGAAGCACAAUGAAGGGCAUGACCAGGAAGAGAAAUGUCGGAGUUUCAUCGAGCUGACUCCGGGGGAGACGCAGGGUGUGCUGUGGCUGUCGGUCAUCAGUGAGUUCACGUACAUCGGCCUGCUGGCCACCGGCUUCCUGCUCAUGUGUGUGGAGAGCAUCUGUCUCUGCGCCCGCAGGGAGAUGAACGCCCUCAAGAUCAACGCCUACGCUGCCAUGUGCACCGUGCUCUCAGGUCUGAUGGGGAUGAUGGCCCACAUGAUGUACACCACAGUGUUCCAGAUGACGGUGAGCAUCGGACCCAAGGACUGGAGGCCCCAGACCUGGGACUACAGCUGGUCCUUCGCCAUGGCCUGGCUGUCCUUCAGCUGCUGCAUGGCGGCGGCCGUGGCCACGCUGAACUCCUACACCAAGACGCUGAUCGAGAUGAAGCACCGCGCCCGCGUGCGUCUGGAGGACGCCCACCACGCGGCCCUGGCCCCCCCCUACGACCAGCUGCUGCCGGCCCCCCAGGCCCACGCCCAGACCCAGACCAGCCCGGGGGCCGCCGUGUACUCCGUCAGCCAGCUGCUGUGGCCCCGGGGGGCGAUCGGGCCGCUGGCCUACGGGGCCGGCGGGGCCCUCCUGGUGGGCGGGGCCGGCGUCGGCGUGGGGGGGCUGCCCGGGGUAGGGGGCGUGGUCAGGGGGAUGGGAGGGUUGAUGGGAGGGGUGGGGGUCUCGGGAUGCAGUGGGGGGGGGGGCAUGGUGGUGGUGGAAGGCUGUGGGAUGACGGGCUGCGAGGACUGUGAGAGGGAGAUGGACCCCCUGGACCCCAUGAACCCCAUGGACCCCCUGGACCCCAUGGACCCCAUGAACCCCCCCAUGUACCCCCUGGACCCCGUGGACCCCAUGGACCCCAUGUACCCCCUGGACCCCAUCUACCCCCUGGACUACGACCAGCAGGACGACAGGGACAGCUCGCCCUGCUGAGACCGUGUGUCCGUGUGUCCGUGUGUCCAUGUGCUUGGCUGAGGUUAUGUGUGUCCUUGUGUAAGUGUCUGUGUAUGAAUGUGUCUGUGUGUGUGUGUCUCUUUUUCUGUGUGUGUGUGUUUGUGUGUGUGUGAGGGGGUCCCCUCUACCAGCUCUGACCCCCCCUGGAGGGGGUCCCCUCUACCAGCUCUGACCUUCCCCUGGAGGUGGUCCCCUCUACCAGCUCUGACCCCCCCCUGGAGGGGGUCCCCUCUACCUGCUCUGACCCCCCCUGGAGGGGGUCCCCUCUACCAGCUCUGACCCUCCCCUGGAGGGGGUCCCCUCUACCAGCUCUGACCCUCCCCUGGAGGGGGUCCCCUCUACCAGCUCUGACCCUCCCCUGGAGGGGGUCCCCUCUACCAGCUCUGACCCCCCCCUGGAGGGGGUCCCCUCUACCUGCUCUGACCCCACCUGGCGUUGGGAUUCCAUUGAGGGGAGAAAUUAGACGUUGACAGACAAUCAGCAGUUGCAGUCCCAUGUACAGGCCCAUGUUUCUCACUAAAUUGUGAGUAUUUGCACCCUUUUUAUGUUCAUACUACACUGCUAAAUAGAGCGUACACACAUUAUUUUCGUUAAUUUAAUUCUUUAUUGUCUUAUUUAGUGCCGGUGAAUGGGGUACUCAGCUGAAAGAAUAUCUGAGAGGGGGUUAGGGUUACACAAGAGGGGGUACACUAGUAGAAUCAUGGUGAGAACCACUGCUUUAUGUGACUGAAGGUUACGUCACUACUCUGACUUGGACCAAAACCUCUUGGCCAAACCUUUCCAACGGACUGGAGGUUGAACUGAAGAUGCUCUUAUUGUACUUCUAUGUAUUGUCUGCUCUUCUCAAAGGCUUUUGAGAGGUAGCAGUACAACCCUGUGAUGUCAGUUCUUUCACAUUAAAAUAUAAUAAUAUAA